Molecule: messenger RNA, 1497 nt
Organism: Pieris rapae (cabbage white)
Lineage: Eukaryota; Metazoa; Arthropoda; Insecta; Lepidoptera; Pieridae
Gene: Osi9
Exons: 3
Coding region: 43-762 (239 amino acids)
Source: RefSeq, a predicted model, not a curated record
CCGAAGCCACACUUUGUACCAGGCUUUCAGGGUUAAACAAACAUGCGGAUCGCAUUUGCCCUAUUUUUACUCGCGUCCGUGCGGGCCAUGCCUGCACUGGACAAAGAAGAGCAUGGAGCCGUCGGAAACGUCCUUGGUGUUGUAAAACAGUGCUUCGAUGGAGACGUCUCGCUGUGCCUAAAGGAGAAAGCUUUGAAGUAUGUGGAGACGUUAUCAUCUGCCCGGGAAAUGAAUCUGGUUGAAGGAAUCACUUUGGUUGGAACUGGGUCUCCCAGGUCUGCAAGAGCCUACGAACCUCUGGCAGAUGAACCAAAGGCCAGGGAAGCGCAAGUGGAGUCCAGGCUAGUUGAUUCUGCGGCUGACUUCUUGGAGAACCAUGUUAUCGAAUUCCGUAUGCCAUCCUCAGCUGUAGAAGGCAUGAAACGCUCACUCGAUGAAGCUCGUGGCAAAAAAAAGAAGUUGAAGCAGCUCAUCCCUCUUCUUGCCAUCGCUAAGCUCAAGAUCUUGGCCCUCAUCCCUCUCUUCCUUGGAAUAAUCGCAUUCGCCGCCGCCAAGGCCGUCCUCCUUGCCAAGAUUUCGCUCCUUGUUGCCGGAAUCAUUGCCCUGAAGAAACUGCUGGCCAGUAAACAUCAUGAGACCAGCUACGAAGUUGUAGCUCAUCCACAUCAUGAAGAACAUUACCCAAGCAGUGGCCAUGGAUGGGGCAGAACAAUCGAUGAAGCUCAAGACUUAGCGUAUUCGGGCCACAUCAAAUCUGAUUAAGUUCGACAAGGACCUAUACUCGAUCCUCAUUUAUUUGUAAAGUACACAGAUGGAAUUACGACGUGAACGAGCGAAAUGACUUAUUUAUUUAUAGGAUUAAGGUUAUUUAACUAUUUAUUGUUAAGCUCUUUGUAAGGGCGUGGCGAAGUUCGCCACAGUUGUUUCGUUUUCAAUAAUAUGUUCUGAAUUUGUAUGAUCCCCUGUUAUACUAUAUUAGUAUAUCUUUAUACUCUAUACGGUAUCCGUAUUUGUGUAUUUGUUUUUAACAAAUAUUGAUACUUACUUUAUCUUAUUUCUAUAGCUAUUUUGUGAUCUAGUCCUUUAAGCCCUUAGAUAGUCCUAAUAUUAUUAUGUAUAUAUUAUAUUAUACGUGUUCAUAGAUAUUUUAGAUCAGUAUUUAUAUGUUGUAAAUAUUUGUAUAUAAUUAUGUUUAUUUAACGUUUUACCUCCAAUCGUCCGAAUUUAUAUUGUAUAUCAUACUAUGUAAAUACGAUAUCUUUUUAUUAUUCUAUGUACUUAUAUAUACUCAUUCUUUAAUAUUUAUAAUUUGUAUUUUAUGUAAUCAUUCUAUAUAUUAUACAUUCACCUUUUCUCUCAAUUUAAACAUACAACCUCUCAUACGCCAAAGGAGAAGUUAAUAUAUAAUUAUAUUUCAUGUACAAAAAGUAAUACUUAUACAUGUCUACUAUAUAUUGUUAACAUAACAAAUUCGUACAAAUAAAGAACUGAAGUUAA